Molecule: messenger RNA, 813 nt
Organism: Aspergillus niger
Lineage: Eukaryota; Fungi; Ascomycota; Eurotiomycetes; Eurotiales; Aspergillaceae
Exons: 7
Source: RefSeq, a predicted model, not a curated record
AUCAAACUCACUGCUGCUGUUUCUUAUCUCCUUGUGUCGCCGCUUCUGCCACCGGUUAAUCAAUUCUUGACGCUGUUUUCGAAGAUGUCGCUUGAUGCAAGUGCGCAGACAUCAUCGGCACCUGGGCAAGGGAAACAGGGACAGAUACCCUGUCCCAAGCCAGCCGAUCAACUGUGUGCGCAUGAGACAUUGGCUAUCUUCGGCGACGAGGACACAUUCACGGAGCCGGCCAUUUCUGGAGAGAACAUGGUGUCGAGGCUCAGGCGAGACAGGCUAUCCGGGACUGGGUGUGUCAGAUGUCGACAUCUUGAUAAGAUGGCUGAGGUUUGCGUGAUAGAGUGCCAACCAGAUGGUGGAUUAUCUCUCCCUCUUCACAUGCAGGGCAGGGAGUCGAUUCCGACCAGCGUCCAUCUUGAGGGCAUUUCAGCUGCAUUUUGCAUGAUCCUGUAUGGCUACGGUGUCUUUGCAGUGAUGGGUGAUGUCCCUUUGGUCUUUACUCGUUCAUCGGCGAGACCACUAACACCCAUGACGCAAGACGUUCCGCUCUGCUGGGAUAUGAUGUUUUGUUGCAAAACUCUCGAGAAGCUUGUGAACCAAGGUCGCCAUCUUAGGUCCAAUUUAGCGCAGUUCCCGAUCCGGCUGGAUCUGACACCGGACGAUUGUGGGGGUAUGAUAUCACCGGAUGUAUGGGCCAUCGGAUGGAGGAAUCGCCAUCGCACACAUACUUUGACAAUUGUACAAAUGCCGAUCGGGGAUCCGGACAUGGGGUGUUCAUCGAUGAUGAUAAAGAUGGAAGAUGAAGAGUGGUUCUAG